Molecule: messenger RNA, 786 nt
Organism: Thyridium curvatum
Lineage: Eukaryota; Fungi; Ascomycota; Sordariomycetes; Thyridiales; Thyridiaceae
Exons: 1
Coding region: 1-786 (261 amino acids)
Source: RefSeq, a predicted model, not a curated record
AUGAAGACCUCCGCCGCCAUCGCCGCCCUGACCAGCUUCGGCGCCGUCGUCCUGGCCGCCGACUGUCCCGCCGCCGGCACGACCAACGCCGCCGGCGACUACAGCUGCAACCCGGCGCACCAGUACCCGGCGGGCCAGACCUGCGUCGAGGUCAACGGCUGCUACGUCCUCCGCUCCUCCGCCGCCUCCAGCAGCAACAGCGCCGCCCCAGCCCCCUCGCAGGCCUGCGCCGCCCCCGGGUCGACCAACGCCAAGGGCGACUACAGCUGCAACCCGGCGCACCAGUAUCCCGCGGGCCAGACCUGCGAGCUCGUCGACGGGUGCUACGUCCUGCGCUCCGCCGCCCCGUCCUCCACCUCCUCCGGCGGCCCUGCCCCCUCGCAGACCUGCGCCGCCCCCGGCUCGACCAACGCCAAGGGCGACUACAGCUGCAACCCGGCGCACCAGUAUCCCGCGGGCCAGACCUGCGAGCUCGUGGACGGGUGCUACGUCAUCCGGGCCCCUGCCAGCAGCACCGCGGCCCCCCCGCCGCAGACGACGACGGCCUCGUGCGCCGCGCCCGGCACGACCGGCUCCGCCGGCGAGUACAGCUGCAACCCGGCGCACCAGUACCCGGCCGGCCAGACCUGCGUCCAGGUCAACGGGUGCUACGUCCUGCGCGGCGGCGGCGGCGCCGCCACGACGACGGGGCCCAGCCCUCCCGUCACCGCCGGCGCGGCCCAGGUGUCGGGUGCCCUGUCCGCGGUCGCGGGCCUGGUGGCUGCCGCUGUCUACGGGCUCAUGUAA